GAACAACAGCGUGUUGGAACAUCCUCGGCUCUUCACUUCCUAGUGUGGCGUCGGACUCUCUCCGUUCAACACAUGCAGUCCGGGCCCGGAGGUAGAAAGAUCCAAUCUGUCCGCUGCUCUCACUGCGGGAUUACAGGAGAGGUGGCGCGAUUUGGGGAACUGAAAAGUUUGGAUUAUGUUAAGUUUUUCACCGCGUCACUGGACGGAGAGGCUUUGAUUAGGUUUUUCCUUCACCUGGAAGCAUAAAGUCUGCGCUGCGGCCGCACACCGGGCCUACCUGUGCGGUCUUGUCCGCACCUCAAGGAGGGGAGGGCGCGACGCCAGUAGGCAUACCUUUUGCCUUAUAAGUUUCUCUCUCUCUCUCUUUUUCUUCCUUCCUUUCUUUUUACUCUGCUGCACCCCAUUUCUCUCUCUCUCUCUCUCCCUCCUCGCUCUUCACAAGCCGGCGGAUAAGGGAUCUAAACGCCGAAAUGUCGACAAACGAAAGGGCAACCCGAGCUCUUAAAGAGAUUCUGCAAAAGCCGGGAAAUGACGUCUGCGCAGACUGCGGCGCGCUGGAUCCGGGUUGGGGCUCCUGCUCCCUUGGUGUGUUCAUCUGUCUGGACUGCUCUGGAAUCCAUCGCAACAUCCCCGAAAUCUCCAAAGUCAAGUCCCUGAGACUGUCCCACUGGGAGGACCAGGAGGUUCAGUUCAUGGCUGAAAAUGGAAAUGAGCUAAUGAAGGCAAAAUAUGAGGCGGAUGUUCCUGUCUACUACUACAAACCAACCCACAAGGACUGUCAGGUGCUGAGAGAGCAGUGGAUCAGAGCGAAGUACGAGAGGAAAGAGUUCUCGAAACCUGGGAAGAGCUUGACGUACGAAUCAGAAACGAGAGAGGGCACGUUGAUGAAAAGGGGGCGGGACAACGGGCAGUUUCUGAACAGGCGAUUCGUCCUUUCUGAACGAGAGGGCAAUCUGAAGUACUACACCAAAUAUGACGCUAAGGAGCCCAAAGCAGUGAUUAAGGUGGACACCAUCAAUGCGACAUUCCAGCCAGAAAAGAUCGGAAAUCCCAACGGCCUGCAGAUCACCUACCUUAAAGACUACAGCACCCGGAAUAUCUUUGUGUAUCAUGACAGUGGCAAGGAAAUUGUUGACUGGUUUAAUUCAAUCCGUGCCGUUCAGCUUCAGUAUCUAAGAGUGGCCUUUCCCGGCGCAACUGAUGCUGAGCUCGUACCCAAACUUACUCGAAACUUUGUCAAAGAAGGAUACAUGGAAAAAACCGGCCCCAGGCAAACCGAAGGCUUCAAGAAGCGCUGGUUCACUCUGGAUCAGAGACGGCUGAUGUACUUCAAAGAUCCACUGGAUGCCUUCGCUAAAGGUGAGGUAUUCCUGGGGAACAAUGACAACCAUUACAGUGCUUCUGCCGGCUUACCGCCUGGGACCCACUGCAACGGCGCUUGGCAAUAUGGCAUCACUAUAGAAACACCUGACCGCUCCUUCCUGUUUACGUGCGAGACGGAGAGUGACCAACUGGAUUGGCUGAAGCACUUCAAGAAUGUCAUGAACACUCAGAUGUCCCCUCAAGAUUACACAAUGGAGGCCCUGUUAAAGCACCGACACUGACAGACCAGAGGCCGUUUCUCCCCUCAACACCCACCAUCAGUCUGACGGGCCCAACACUGACCCUGCUACUCACAAGCUGGCGCACGUCACAUUAUCCCAAAUAUGUGGACUUCUGGAGUAAAAGUGAGAACAAAUGUACCAAAGCAUUGUCUGAUAGGGUUAACUGUGCUUUAAUUUUGAUACCACUUUUUUUUUUUUGACCCUUGUAUCAUGAAAGCUUUUUACCGUAGAACAAAGUUAGUUACGUGUCCCGAGUCAGUCACAAAGACAUGUUUUCUAUCUUUAUUACUCGUGGCUUAUAGCUAAUGGUGUAUAAUAAUAAUAAUAAUAAUAACAUGCAACAAUAAACUGUUGUGUGAAAUGUUGACACUAGUAAUUAAUUGAAUCCAUAUAUGUAUAUUCUAUCUAGCUAUAUCUCUCUCUAUCCAUCUGUCUAUCUAGCUACAAAGCAAGCUAGUUAUUUUUGUAUCUAACUAGAUACAAAACUAGCUAUUCUUUUAGCUAGCUAGCUGACUAUUUUUGUAGCUAGCUAGCUAUUUUUCUGGCUAAAUAGAUAUUUUUCUAACUAGCUAGCUUAAAUUAUGUAAUGGUAAAAGAUGCUUUUUUCCUAUUGUGUUGGCUAUUUCUCCCUAAGUGUUUAUGUUUUGAAUUUGUAAUUUCUUUUUUACUGCUAGUAAAGUUUUAGGUAUAUGCAUGGUUAUGGGAAACACUAUGGUCAAAGCUUUAUGGAUACCCAAAUGUUGGAGCUUUUUUUUUAGCUGUUGUGGUUACAAGGCUUGGUAUUCUGUACAGUAAAUUACAAAAAAAAAUUUAUUUUUUGCAAUGUUCCUAUGGGUCAAAAUGUUGUCAUUUAUUAGAGAAGAAAAAGAAUCCUAUUAUUGACUUAGCAGAAUUUUAAUUUUCUAGUUGUAACAUAUACCUAUAUUUUUUGAUUACUUCUCCCAAAAGAUCAGAUCGUCUGUUACUUUUUUUUAUUCAAAAAGACAUAUGCAUGCUUUUUAUAGUAUUCUUACAAAAAAAGUACAUAUGGAAGCCAAUUUAAAAAUCUAUUUUGAGCAAGGUGCUGAAAACAACUCCAGCAGUUGUAUGACUUAGCAGCACCUCCAUGUGGUGCAACACUUUAUCAAAACUAAAACAUUUUUACAAAUUUAUUUAUCCAACACCUGCGGUCGUGCUAAAAGGAAACCCUACCCUCUAUUUAUUUUAUAGAGGGUAGGGUUGAUCAUAAAAUUUAAUUUUAGGAUUUUAUUUUACGAUCGAUCUGUUUUUUAAAGUUCAAAAACAUUUAAAGCCUAAUCUCAAGUUUACAAAAUAUAUACAACUCUAGAAAUUGAUGAGGAUAUUUUUGCCAUGGCUGUUACUGUUGCCUUUUCAUUUUGUGAUUUCUCUGUAAUUUCAAAAUGUACUCGUCUCAGUUUAAUUUCCAUUAGAAGUACUUUCUUGACUCACAAUUGCUGACUUGCAAAAAAUAUUGACUAAUAAAAACCUGAUUUCUCAAAAAAAAAAAAAA
Messenger RNA from Xiphophorus maculatus (southern platyfish), 3114 nucleotides. RefSeq names its product arf-GAP with dual PH domain-containing protein 1-like. The transcript is spliced from 11 exons. Gene Ontology annotation, biological process: positive regulation of GTPase activity. The record is from RefSeq and is a predicted model, not a curated record. Gene Ontology annotation, cellular component: plasma membrane; intracellular membrane-bounded organelle. The coding region runs from base 471 to 1604 and encodes 377 amino acids. Gene Ontology annotation, molecular function: phosphatidylinositol bisphosphate binding; GTPase activator activity. NCBI's taxonomy places the organism in Eukaryota, Metazoa, Chordata, Actinopteri, Cyprinodontiformes, Poeciliidae.